Molecule: messenger RNA, 2415 nt
Organism: Brassica napus (rape)
Lineage: Eukaryota; Viridiplantae; Streptophyta; Magnoliopsida; Brassicales; Brassicaceae
Product: probable galacturonosyltransferase 13
Exons: 5
Coding region: 280-1992 (570 amino acids)
Molecular function (GO): polygalacturonate 4-alpha-galacturonosyltransferase activity
Source: RefSeq, a predicted model, not a curated record
AAUUACGAUUCUUUUUUUGCGAAUUAAUAUUUAGAUCCACCGGCAAAAUCACUUUUUGGGGGAGGAGCAAAAUUAACUUCUCUCAUUUUAAUCAAAGGAGCAGCUCAGUGAUUUCGUGUGUUUGAUCAGUGAUAAUUUGAACUCUCUCUCUCUCUCACACAAAUUGAGAUCAUUGGGUGAAACCUUAAAUGCAAUUGGGAUCGUCGGAGGAGGAAGGGAGGUGAUGUUGUGUGGAUGGGGAAGAAUUAGGGUUUUAUCCGAUUGGAAUCAGGAACAAGGAUGCAACUUCACAUCUCGCCGAGCAUGAGAAGCCUCACGAUAUCGAGCAGCAAUGAGUUUUUUGAUUCGAUGAAGAUCAAAGUCGCGCCUCCUCUCAUCUCUUACCGAACUCUCUUCCACACUAUCUUGAUCCUCGCCUUCCUCUUGCCUUUCGUCUUCAUCCUCACCGCUCUUGUCACCCUUGAAGGUGUCAACAAGUGCUCCUCCAUUGAUUGUUUAGGGAGGCGGUUAGGACCACGCCUUCUUGGUAGGGUAGAUGAUUCAGAGGUGAGUGAGAUUGAUUCCUUCUUUUUUUCAGAUUUUUUGACAAGUUAUUACAAGAUGGAUUCCCUCUUCAUUGUUUUACUUUUAAUUCGGAUCAUUUUUCUGUUGUUGCAGCAGAGACUAGUUAGAGACUUUUACAAAAUUCUAAACGAAGUAAGCACUCAAGAGAUUCCAGAUGGUUUAAAGCUUCCCAAUUCUUUUCGUCAACUUGUUUCCGAUAUGAAGAACAACCACUACGAUGCCAAAACGUUCUCCCUCGUUCUCCGAGCUAUGAUAGAGAAGUUUGAAAGGGAUAUGAGGGAAUCCAAAUUUGCUGAACUUAUGAACAAACACUUUGCAGCAAGUUCCAUUCCAAAAGGGAUCCACUGCCUCUCUUUGAGACUAACUGAUGAGUACUCCUCAAAUGCUCACGCUCGGAGACAGCUUCCUUCCCCUGAGCGUCUCCCUGUUCUCUCGGACAACGCUUACCACCAUUUUGUCCUAGCUACAGACAACAUUUUGGCUGCGUCGGUUGUGGUCUCAUCCGCUGUUCAGUCGUCUUCCAAGCCUGAGAAAAUUGUCUUCCAUGUUAUCACCGACAAGAAAACCUAUGCGGGGAUGCAUUCUUGGUUUGCGCUUAACUCCGUCGCUCCUGCCAUCGUUGAAGUCAAAAGCGUUCAUCAGUUUGACUGGCUGACAAGAGAGAAUGUUCCUGUUCUCGAAGCUGUGGAGACUCAUCACGGUAUCAGAAACUACUACCAUGGGAAUCAUAUCGCUGGUGCAAACCUCAGUGAAACAACUCCAAGAAAAUUCGCUUCGAAGUUGCAAUCAAGAAGUCCCAAAUACAUAUCUUUGCUCAACCAUCUUAGAAUCUAUCUACCAGAGCUGUUUCCAAACUUGGACAAGGUGGUGUUCUUGGAUGAUGAUAUAGUGAUUCAGAGAGAUCUAUCUCCUCUUUGGGAUAUUGAUCUUCACGGGAAGGUGAAUGGAGCCGUGGAGACUUGUAGAGGAGAAGACGAAUGGGUUAUGUCAAAGCGUCUCAGGAACUACUUCAACUUCUCUCACCCUCUCAUAGCAAAGCAUUUGGAUCCGGAGGAAUGUGCUUGGGCUUACGGAAUGAAUAUCUUUGAUCUACGGACUUGGAGGAAGACAGACAUCAGAGAAACUUAUCAUUCUUGGCUAAAAGCGAAUCUGAAGUCUAACUUAACAAUGUGGAAACUGGGGACAUUGCCUCCAGCUCUGAUUGCAUUUAAAGGGCAUGUUCAGGCAAUAGAUUCUUCUUGGCACAUGCUUGGAUUAGGAUACCAGAGCAAUACCAACAUCGAAAACGUGAAGAAAGCUGCGGUGAUUCACUACAAUGGGCAAUCAAAGCCGUGGCUGGAGAUAGGUUUCGAGCAUCUGAGACCGUUCUGGACAAAAUAUUUGAACUACUCCAAUGAUUUCAUCAGGAGCUGUCAUAUCUUGGAAUAGCAAAAAGAAAGCUUUCAGAUAAAACCUUGAAGGUAAGAGAAGUGGAGAUUUGGCGGGGGUUUAUGGAGAUAUAUACAUUGGGAUUUUUGGCUGAAAGAUGAAACUAGUUACAGAGCUAUGCAGGAGAAAGAUUGAUUCUAAGAUUGAUUCUUCUGUAGAGGUAGAAGGGUUACCCUUUGUUGAGAUUCUUUUGACAAAGCAGAAGAAAUUGGAUUUUUUUGGUCAUGAUCAGACAACAAACACUGUUACAGUUGCUCCACUUUUUUUUUUUUCUUUCUAAAUUUGUUGGUUCGUAAUUUUUUGGCAAGUUACAAUUCCAAUUUUUUACAAUUUAAUUUCAGUAGUAUUAUUCAUCGAUUUUAAUGAGAGAACAUAUUUGAUUUAUUAAGGUCAAUAGAUGACCACACUUCUUGAUUGUUGUUU